AUGUCAAACUGUGAUGCAGUUGAAGAUACAUUUGAAGAAGUUGAUACAAAUCGAGAUGGAGUUAUUGAUAAAAAGGAAUUAUGUGAUUGGAUGUCAAGAGAUGAACAAUGGACUUCCUCGCCAUAUGAAUCAUCAACUUAUGGAUGCGAUCGCAAAGUCAAUACUCGUAGUCGGCGUGAUCGAUAUGGAUAUAGGGAACCUACAGGAAUAACUAGUAGCCUGAUUAAUUUAAGUGGUCCAGAAGAAACAAGACGAUAUCUUGAAAGAUCAGGUAGUAACAUUUAUAUGGUUCCUGAUCCAAAAAUUAUUCGGCGAUCCUCACCCGAACGUGGAGUAACAUAUGCACAACGAGUUGUUAUUCAAUGUCUUCAACCACCACCUCUUCCGCCACCGGAACCACUGAUUAUUAAAGAAGUGCGUCCAGCACAACCACCACCACCUGAACCACUUGUCAUAUGCGAACGACCAUCAGGUGGUACUACACCACCUCCGCUUAUUUUACGUGAACGGCCACCAAUACCACCACCACGUAUUUCCGGUGGAACAAUUAUUCGUCGUUUGUGUCCUAUACCUGUUCCACCACGAUCACUUAUCAUCAAACGUUUUCCAUCUGCUCCAGCUAAACCACGUGAUAUUAUCAUUGAACGAUGGGCUCCCUAUGGGCCUCAACCUAAACCCCCAGAGAUUGUUCAGCCCGCUCCUCCUCCUAUAAAGUAUCCAGCACCAUUUCAUCAUGUAAUCAUUUAUGAUAAUGUUCAAUCGAAGGUUGUCCGAAAAUUUGAAAGACCUGGUUUUGUUCAGAAAGAUCCUGAAAUGUAUGUAGCUCGUUAUGGGCCAUCUCUUUUGGAUCCACAAACACUUGAGCAACAGGCUCGUAAUGCUGGUGUUACUGAAGAUAUAUCAUGUGCGUCAUUUCCCUGUCAACCAAGGUAUCCUUCACCACGCGAAGAAUUUCCUAAACGUUGCUGCUGUGGUUAUAAUGGUGCUUUUUCUGGCAUUGCUAGGCAUACCCGAUUUGGAUAUAAUGUCGAUGAUCCUAGUGAUAUUUCUGCUAAAAUAUAG
Molecule: messenger RNA, 1062 nt
Organism: Rotaria sp. Silwood1
Lineage: Eukaryota; Metazoa; Rotifera; Eurotatoria; Philodinida; Philodinidae
Source: the annotation of a GenBank genome assembly